Aspergillus nidulans FGSC A4 is the source of this 678-nucleotide messenger RNA. RefSeq lists its product as uncharacterized. The transcript is spliced from 2 exons. The coding region runs from base 1 to 678 and encodes 225 amino acids. The record is from RefSeq and is a predicted model, not a curated record. NCBI's taxonomy places the organism in Eukaryota, Fungi, Ascomycota, Eurotiomycetes, Eurotiales, Aspergillaceae.
AUGCGCACCCACGACGACUUCAUGCGCGAUGUCGACACAACGGCCAACCCGCUCCAUAACGACACAGCCGAAGAAGAUACGCGUCGCAAAAAAACCCGCAUCGUUCAUCCCUCUACACAAAUUUGCCGUGAUUGGAUGAUCGUUUCCGGGAACGUGCACUACGCACGCGACAAGGCCUCUUUCGUUCCCUCAUCCUACACGCCGAUCUCAGCAAUGUUAAAAUCCAACAUCUUCAGCCCCCACGACGAGAUGCUCGUCGCGGGUAUAGGAGAUGUCCAUCUCACAGUCCCUCGGGGGAUCAACGACCCCAAUGUCCAUACUCUGGUUCUUGAGAAUGUCCUGCAUAUACCCGAGGCGCUGUGUAAUGGCUUCAACCCAUUAUUAAUCGGAAGUAGCAUGAGUUGCCAUGCAGAGUACUGGGAGGGGUGUGAUAGAUGGGGAAAUGGAAUGUGGUAUGGGACCCGGUUUUGCGGGGUCGGCAGAUUAGUGCUUGCCCCUGGGGAUGGGCAAGCCGAAUCGGAUUUGAUUGAGGGACGAGAGUAUACGUUGAGUUUAUAUGUCAGUCCGGAAGAGAAGAGAAUGAUUAUAGAGCAGGCGCAACGGUUACGGUCGCAGGAACAGACGAAUGGACAAGCCCUUGGCAUGGACGGGAUGCAGAUGAUUGGAAGCCAGAUUUGA